Molecule: messenger RNA, 1472 nt
Organism: Ipomoea nil (Japanese morning glory)
Lineage: Eukaryota; Viridiplantae; Streptophyta; Magnoliopsida; Solanales; Convolvulaceae
Product: 3-ketoacyl-CoA synthase 12-like
Exons: 2
Coding region: 1-1401 (466 amino acids)
Biological process (GO): fatty acid biosynthetic process
Cellular component (GO): membrane
Molecular function (GO): acyltransferase activity, transferring groups other than amino-acyl groups
Source: RefSeq, a predicted model, not a curated record
AUGAUGAAUAUUACUAUGUAUUAUUUGUUUCUUGUUUUGUACCUCGUCUUUAUCCUCUGCAAAUUCAUCCAACGAUGGAGAAACCAUGGCUGCUACAUACUCCACUAUGAAUGCUUCAAGCCCUCCGACGACCGGAAGAUUGACAGCCACAUCUCCGGCAACAUCGCCCAGCGGAACAAGAACCUCGGACCCGAAGAGUACAGGUUCCUGUUGCGCGCCGUGGUAAACUCCGGCAUUGGGGAAGAAACCUACGCCCCUCGGAACGUUCUAGAAGGCCGGGAGGAUAGUGGGACCCUCGCCGACGGGAUCGAGGAGAUGGAGGAGUGUUUCUUCGACACAUUGGAGAAGCUGUUCGUAAAGUCCGGGGUGUCGCCGGCGGAGAUUGACGUCCUCGUCGUGAACGUUUCAAUGCUGUCGCCGGCGCCGUCUUUGUGCUCGAGAAUCGUGCGACGUUUCGCGAUGAGGGAGGAUGUCAGGGCGUUUAACUUGUCCGGAAUGGGGUGUAGCGCCAGCCUGAUUUCCGUCAACCUAGUGGAGAACAUGUUCAGGUGUCGCCGGAACAUGUUCGCCAUUGUUGUCACCUCGGAAUCCAUCGCGCCGUUCUGGUAUUCCGGGAACGACAAGUCGAUGAUGCUCGCGAAUUGUCUGUUCCGCAGUGGAGGUUGUUCGAUUCUAUUAACGAACCGCGACAAUCUGAGCUCUAAAUCGAUCAUGAAACUCAAAUGUUCAGAGAGAACACACCUGGGAGCAAACGACGAAGCGUUCACCUGUUGCAUGCAGAAGGAAGACGACAAUGGCCGCCUAGGGUUCUAUCUAAGCAAGACCCUCCCCAGGGCCGCCUCGCGAGCAUUCGCAGAGAAUUUAAAAAACCUAGCUCCGAGAAUAUUGCCAUUCAGGCAAAUUGUCGAACACCUUGCGCGCACUUGUUUCCACACGCUCUUAACAAAAACCAGCAUAUUCAAGAAAGCUAUGGAAGGAAGGGUGAUCAACUUCAAGAGUGGGGUUGACCAUUUCUGCCUGCACCCUGGUGGGUCAGCUCUGAUUGAAGGGAUAAAGAAGAAUCUUGGGUUGAAUGAGUAUGAUGUUGAGCCAUCAAAGAUGACACUUUCAAGAUUUGGCAACACUUCCGCCAGCAGCAUUUGGUAUGUUCUAGGGUACAUGGAGGCCAAGAAGAGGCUCAAGAAAGGUGAUAGGGUUUUGAUGGUUAGCCUUGGAGCUGGUUUCAAAUGCAAUAGUUGCCUUUGGGAAGUGAUGAGGGAUUUGGGGAUUGAUAAUAAUGACACCAUUUGGAAAGGCUUCAUUGAUGAUUACCCUCCAAGGGGCAACACUAUCAACCCUUACUUGAAGAACCUUGGUUGGCUUUGCCAAGAGAAUCCACCACAAUUCAAAUCAAUCAAGUAGAUUUUUGAAAAAAGUUUAAGUUCGGAUUUGUAUCGAGUACAAUCGAAAAAGUCGUGGGUAAUACUCGAUGC